Molecule: messenger RNA, 3831 nt
Organism: Drosophila miranda
Lineage: Eukaryota; Metazoa; Arthropoda; Insecta; Diptera; Drosophilidae
Product: 1-acyl-sn-glycerol-3-phosphate acyltransferase gamma-like
Exons: 10
Coding region: 195-3503 (1102 amino acids)
Cellular component (GO): endomembrane system
Molecular function (GO): 1-acylglycerol-3-phosphate O-acyltransferase activity
Source: RefSeq, a predicted model, not a curated record
GGGCAGAGGCACUGGCAGCGGCAGCAGCAGAGGUAGAAGGAGAAGGGCCAAAGGCAUAGGCGGAAGGGAGAUGAAAGACACGCUAUCGAAAGGAGACGCGACGCGACGCUCAUCCUCAGUUGCUGCUGCUCGCUGCAGGUGCUCGGUUCUCGUUCUCGCUUGUACUCUUAUUACUCUCUUCUCUCGCUGCUGCCAUGACCAAUCAGCUGUUCUUUCUCAGCCUCGCGGACAUCUUCUCCGUGUAUCCGGCCAUCUUCAAGGAGCAGAGCAAAAAACUGAAAAAAAUGAAGCAGAUCUAUCUGCCCAGCGACGAGGAGUGGCAGGACAAAAUGUACUACAUGCUGCUGGAGAUCCAGCGGCAGGUCAACGAGUCGCCGGAAGAGUCCACCCUCUCCCUGCAGGACAUCCACAAGAAGGAGAAGCCCCUGUUCGAUCCGCUGCGCAUCACCAAGAUCCUCACGCCCGGCGUCAGUCCCAAUGGGCGACGCAGUCGCGUUCUGAAACACUGUCACGCCACCACCGUGAAGGUCCGCCUGAAGACAGGCGCCCGCUGGACUCUGCCCACCAUCGGGAAUGCCGCGAAACUGCUCCGCAAGCCCCCCAUUCUCGUGCAUUUUCGGAAUGAGCACGAGAUGCGAUUGGCCUACUCUUUGAUCUACGAUGUCUUUCGAUAUAAGGUUGUCCUCUCUAAUGCCUUGAACGAUGUCUGUUUCUUUGAGCAGCACAGUCAGUACCUCGAGGACGAGCAGCGUAUAUGGUUAAUGCUCUUCGAGCUCCACGAUCGCCAGUUCAAGGGCCGCAAUUCCGAAGAGCAAGAGCUUCAGGCGAGCCUCUACAAGGAGGCAGAGGUCACAGAUCUGGCGGGCGUGCUCUGGCAGCAUCGUAUACGACUGGCCGCCUCAUUUUCCCGCAUGAGAAUAAAGGUGGGCGCCCUCCGCCUCUCGCAGCUACUCCCGAUUCAUCUGCAGAACGAAAAGGUGGCCAUAGCAGCAGCCAAUCCAGUGGUCACCGGCUGGAUCAAUCCCUUUCUGGUGCGCACCAAAGUGGAGGCGGAUAGGAUCCUUACGGAAAUGGGCUUCACUGUCCAUGGGCCGGACGAUGAGCAGCCGCUGCUGGAGCAGCACUGCAAGUGGGACAACAUCUGUCCGCUGGUCAUCUCCUGCAUACCCAAGGACCGCAGCGAGUUCACAAAGUCGGAUCUGAUGACCAAACAUUACUUCAUCAUGCAGGACAAAAACUUCACCUUUGGCCCUGCCAUUAUGUCCAAAAUGAUGGAUUAUUUCGAGCUGGAUGGCGACAUCCUGCAGACGCAUAUUGGGUCGCCACGCUCCACCGCCUACUUGGCGGCCCUCUUCUACUCCAUUAACCGCGUGAAUAACUUCUACGUGUACGGAGCGGGGACCAAUCUGAAGGACUAUCGACGCUACAUGGAGUCCAUUGGCGUGAACAAUAUACGACUCUUUGGCGACGCCUUCACCUCCUUUCCGAUGGAGUCCAAUCGAUUCCGCACUGUCGUGGGCAUCUUCGCCACGCCCCCGAACUCUUUUAGUGCCAUCUCGGAUCCCAUAGAUCUGAUCUGUUCGCGGGGCGGAGAUCUCAGCAUGCUGGAGGUCCUCACCGAGUCGGAGGUCAGCGACGAGGGGCGCACGCGAGUGGCCCUGAUCCUGGAGGAGCAGCUGCUAACCCUCACCAUGUCCAUGUCGCGGCCGCAGGUGCAGUUCGUCCUCUACCAGACGCACUCCAUUGUGAGCACCGAGAACGAGGACAUGGUGGAGCACGUCAUCGAGCUGAUCAACAAGCUGGCCCUCGAGAAGCAUCGCAAUGCCUACAAAGAGGUGAAGCGGCUGGAGGCCCUGGCCGAGCUGGAGGCCGCCAACAUCCCGGCGGCUGCCAUGAGCAAGGAUUCGCCCCGCAAAAAGGACAAACUGUCGGCCGAGGACAAGCGCAAGUCGCAGCCAGAACUGCCAGCCCCAUCCUCUGCGCCGCCCCUGCCCCGUGUGGACAGCAUCGAUCUGAUUGUCACCCCGGACAUCGACGAGUUUGUCCAGGAUACGGUGCCGGACAUCUGCAUCCAUCAGGACAACUGCAUCCGGCAGCAGACGACAGGCAGCUUCCUUUCCCUGGUGCGCCGCAAGAAUCUCACGCAUCUCAAUGAGAAGUACCUCAUCCGACGGGCCGAGCAGCGCGGCCUCUUCGGCAAUCCCAAGAGCGACAAGGACAAGUCCAAGCCGAAGGCUGUGAAGCUGCAGGAGGUGGCCGAGCCUCCACAGCAGGACAUGGGCUAUGAUCAGAGAGGAUCUGCGUCGCACUCAAGUGCCCAACAGGUGUUCAAGAUGGUGUCGUUGGAGAAGCUGAAACAAUUGAGACUGAUCCACCUGUGCAUCGCCCUCACGUUUUUCACGAGCGGGGUGUGCAUCAACCUUAUCCAGCUGCUGAUGCACCUCGUCAUCAAGCCCUUCAACAAACGUCUCUUCCGCAAGCUGAUGUACUAUGCCUGCUACUCCCUCUACUCCCAACUGGUCUUUGUGGCGGAUUGGUAUGCCGGCAGUAAAAUGAGCGUUUAUAUGGAUGGGGAUGACUACAAGAAGUACGCUGGCAAGGAGCACGUGCUGCUCAUUAUGAACCACAAGUACGAGAUUGACUGGCUCAACGGUUGGAUGAUCUGCGACAAGCUGAAUGUCCUCGGUAACUGCAAGGCCUACGCCAAGAAGCCCAUCCGGUAUGUGCCCAUCAUAGGCUGGGGCUGGUGGCUGGCCGAAUUUGUCUUCCUCAAUCGCAACUUCGACCAGGACAAGACCAUCAUUACGGAGCAGCUGAAGGUGGUGUUCUCCUAUCCCGAUCCCACCUGGCUGCUACUCAAUGCCGAAGGCACACGCUUCACACCCGCCAAGCACGAGGCUUCCGUCAAGUUUGCCCAGGAACGUGGCAUGGCAGUGCUCAAGCACCAUCUGAUUCCGCGCACCAAGGGAUUCACCGCCAGCUUGGCUCCCAUUCGUGGCCUCUGUCCGGUUAUCUAUGACAUCAACCUGGCCUACAGGCCAACAGAUACGACCCCUUCCACAAUGCUGUCGCUGCUGAACGGAAAGAGCGUGGAGCCCCACAUGCUGAUGAGACGUAUCCCGCUGGAGCAGGUGCCGGAAGACGAGAAGGAGGCCGCCAAGUGGCUGCAGGAUCUGUUUGUAGAGAAAGACCGCAUUAUCGACAGCUUCCUCGAGACGGGCAGCUUCUUCAAGACCUCGGGCGUGAAGGAGGUUCCGGUGUACGUGAAAAAGCCUCGGCUAAGCUCGCUACUGAAUUUCUUCGCCUGGGCGAUAUUCUCGAUGUCCCUCAUCUUCUCAUAUCUGAUCAAUUCCUUGCUGGCUGCCAACUGGACGGCCUUCAUCACCUCGCUCUCCAUCCUAGGACUCUUCUAUUGGCUCAUGGGACAGGCCAUCAAGAAGACACAGAUUAGCAAGGCUUCAAACUAUGGAUCAGCUGCAGCCGCAAAAGCGAGCACAAAAUAAAUGAACUCUUAUUUGAUAUUACAAUUUUAGUCGAGGAGCCAAGCUAAUGAACUCAAUUAUCUACAAGUUAUUUUGUAAACCCACGUCACAACACUCUGCUAAACGGAUAAAUUCAUGAUUUGAUUCCUCUCGGAACUCCGGAAAGUGGUUAAGAAAGUAGGUUUUUUUCUAAGUUUAUGGUUACAAGGUGCACUAGAGCCAUCAAGUUUACGUAUGUAGUAGCUGGUAGUUAUAAACCUAAGUGAGCAUUGUUUAAUUCAUAAUGUAUUUGGAGAUUAAUGCAAUAAUUAAACUUAAUUGAAUUAAAUAUUCAAUUUUGACGGAAAUA